UCGUGAAUCACAAACAACAACCGCAACAACUCACUACCUGUCAAAUGUAACAAUAAUAAACAACUUUCCAUUUACCACUUGAACGAUAAUAACGUGAAACUAUAAGAAGUGCUUCUUUUUAAUGUAACUUUUCUAAAUUAAUAUCCUUAUAUAAGUGUGUGUAGUGAAAAUCGCGUGAACGUUCAACUCAUAAAGACGAUGAAUCAGGGGUUAAUACACCCCUAGAGUUCCACGUAAUGAAUUAAGUUACAAACAAAUGUAUUAAUUACACGAAAUGUUAACACCAGGUGUGCGAAUUGUGCGGGGUCCUGAUUGGUCCUGGGGCAACCAAGAUGGGGGCGAGGGAUUUGUGGGUACGGUAUGUGAAAUUGGAAAAUCCGGUAGUGUAGGGUCCCCUGAUAAAACAGUGGUUGUUCAGUGGGAUAAUGGGACGCGCACAAACUAUAGAGUUGGGUAUUUGGGCAAAUAUGACCUCCGUGUCAUUGACAAUGCACAAAUAGGCGUCAAACAUCCGAACAUAGUUUGUGAUGGCUGUAAGAGCCAGGGCAUAUCUGGAAUGAAGUAUAAGUGUAAUGUUUGUUAUGAUUAUGAUCUUUGUUAUAUGUGUUACCAUGGGGAUAAACAUGAUCUUGGACACACUUUUAAGAGAUUUGAUACAGCCACAGCUGUGGGGGUUGAUUUGCCGCCCCGGCAAAAUGGCCACAAGAGUGAAUUGAAGGGGAUUUUUGUGGGCGCCAAGGUAGUAAGAGGAUAUAAUUGGGAAUGGGGCAAUCAAGAUGGUGGUGAGGGUAAAGUGGGCAGGGUUUUAGAUAUUAGGGGUUGGGAUAAAGAAAGCAGUCGAUCUGUGGCCAAUGUUACUUGGUUGUCUGGAUCUACCAAUGUUUAUCGUUUAGGACAUAAAGGCGAUUGUGAUAUAAAGUUUGUAGAGCCAGCUUCAGGAGGGUCUUACUAUCCAGAACAUCUUCCAGUAUUAGGUCAUAACAUCGAACAAGCAGUAGCCCGUCCUGCAAGAUCAGGUCCUCCACCAUUUAGUGUUGGGGAUAAAGUUAAAGUAGUCGUCUCGGAAGAACAGUUGAAGACAAUGCAACAAGGUCACGGUGGAUGGAAUCCUAAAAUGGCCGAAUACAUUGGAAAAAUUGGAAGAGUCCACAGAGUUACUGACAAAGGUGAUAUUAGAGUACAGUAUGAAGGGUGCCACAAUCGGUGGACUUUCAAUCCAGUCACUCUAUCUAAGGUUAACUCGGUAGCGGUAGGCGACAUUGUAUGCUUAAGAACCGAUAUUGAAAAAGUGAAGGAAUUGCAGAAAGGCCACGGGGAAUGGAUCGAAAUUAUGAAAAAUUCGUUGGGUAAAUUAGGCAAAAUAUUGAAAAUCUACUCGGAUGGAGAUCUGCGUGUACAACUCGAUGGACAUGCUUGGACUCUGAAUCCGCAGUGCGUCAGGUUGGUGCCUGGAAGUGCAGCGGAACUUGCGAAUACAAUGCAGGCGACUCAAAAUCAAAGACAAGAACCGUCAAUGGAAUGGCCACCGACCAAUCCAGCGGAUAAUCAAACAAAUGGAGUGGCCGAUCAGCUAGUUAGAGCGGCAGCUCAGGGUCAUUUGGAAACCGUACAAAGACUGCUCGAAGGGGUGUCACGCAAUAUGGUUGACAUGCGAAGCGGUGGGAAAACUGCCUUGCAGGUGGCAGCACAUCAGGGGCAUGCAGCUAUAGUGAGACUGCUACUUCAUGCAGGGGCUUCCGUCAACGCCAGCGAUAACGAUGGCGACACUUGUUUACAUUAUGCAGCUUUUGGUAAUCAGCCAGAGGUACUGGAUCUCCUCAUCAAGGCGGGUUCGGAGCUAAACACUGCCAAUCGCAGCGGCUGCACUGCCUUGCACAUUGCAGCGCACAAGCAGCCGGCCCGAUGUGUUCAGAUUUUGCUGUCGGCUGGUGCUGAUCCGAACUGUACUGACCUUUACGGCGACACUGCCUUACACGAUGCCAUCGGAAAAGAUAGUUAUCAGGUGGUAGAACUGUUGUGCGCGGCAAGUGGCAUUGAUUUCACUCUUCGGAACAAGAGGGGAUUCAAUGCUUUGCAUCAUGCCGCGCUCAAAGGAAAAAAUUUCGCCACUAGGAAGCUUUUAACGCAAGCGAGGCAGCUGGUAGAUGUGAAAAAAGAUGACGGCUUUUCGGCCUUGCACUUGGCGGCCUUGAAUGGUCACAAAGAAGUGGUCGAAACUCUUGUCCACGUAGGUCAGGCGGAUAUUAAUUUAAGAAACAAUAGAAAUCAAACUGCCCUUCUCCUUGCGGUCAGUCAAGGACAUUGCGGAGUUAUUGAACUCUUAAUCAAACUGAAGGCCAACAUAAACGCCAAAGAUGAAGAUGAAGAUACAGCUUUACACUUAGUUUUAAUUAAAAAAUCCCAUCUGAACGGGGAAAUAAGACAAGAAGAUAGUCCAGAUAUUUUUACUAUAUAUGAAAGUAUAAGUCAAGUUUCCGAAUUCCGAUUGGCUAUCGCAAUCGCUUGUUACCUCAUUCAAAUGGGAAUAGAUUUAGAUGCUCUUAAUAGUAAAGGACAAUCUGCCUUGAGUCUACUUCAAGAAUCAAGUUUACAAGAACUGCUAAAAAGUUACAAGCCAAAUUUAGAUAGUAAUCAAAUACAACAGAAUACUCAGGAAUCUUUGGGAUUAGAGUCUUUGAAUCUAAACGAAGCGAGACACUCGACGGACGGCUAUAAUUUAACUGACAAUACACCGAAAAAUAGUCCGGCUAGAAAUCUAAGCAACGACGAAUCGAAAAAUACCCGUAGAAGUAGACGGGAGAAGAACGACAAAAUAUUUGAUAUUGGUAGCACGUCGCAGGAGAACUCCCCGAAUCAUAAAAAUCAUUAUUAUCAAAACGAGAUUGUAAGCAGUAAGCCAGUCGAGUGUUUGGUUUGCUCGGAACUAUCUGAAGAAAACGUUCGGUUAGAACCUUGCAAUCAUAAACCAGCUUGUGAGGACUGUUCGUCGCGUAUGAAGAAGUGCUUACAAUGCGGUUCCAUCGUUCAGAAGCGUAUCACAAAAGACGGGAGAGUCAUUCCGGCCAAAUCAAGACAGCCUAGUGCGGAAAGAAUGAGGUACUUGGAAUGUAAAAUCGCAGAAAUUGAGGAGAGUCACGCAUGCAGCAUUUGCAUGGAAAGAAAACGAAAUGUUGUCUUUCUGUGCGGACACGGAACAUGUUCGAAAUGUGCAGAUACCCUCAAAACGUGUCACAUGUGCAGAAAAACCAUCACGAAAAAAAUACCUAUUUAUUAAGCUUUUAUAAAGACGUUUCUAAGCAUGUUGUAGAUGAGUUUGGUUGAGAUAUAUAGUUGCCAUUAACAAUGGAUUUCGAUGCAUAUUUGAAAAAUAUUUAUAUAAUUUUUUGCAAUUACAGUUUAGAGAAUUUUUGAGCAUGAAGUAACGAUCCAGUUCAGAGUAUUUGUAAUAUUUAUAUUCAUGCGAUAUUUGUAUGAGAGUUUAUAAUAAAGCACUAACACGCAAAUAAUUUCGGUAACCUACAUGGAAAGUAAUGGGCAAUAUUGAUAAAUAUGAGGAAAUGGAAUAAUUUACAAAUUAUUUGUGUGGGGAGUGUUCUUCUGUUUUGUUAAAUGUAUAUUUAUUCCUUUGAAACUGUGAUGCAUAUUUUUUUUCAUUAUUACUUUGUAAGUAGGAUACGUUCCCAGAUAAUUACGUAAGAUGUAUCGAUUCUUUAUAAAUUAGACUGAAAAUAAAAGAAUAUUAAACUUUC
Messenger RNA from Zophobas morio, 3749 nucleotides. RefSeq names its product mind bomb 2 (gene mib2). Gene Ontology annotation, cellular component: cytoplasm. Bases 275 to 3274 code for a protein of 999 amino acids. The record is from RefSeq and is a predicted model, not a curated record. Gene Ontology annotation, molecular function: zinc ion binding; ubiquitin-protein transferase activity; protein binding. Gene Ontology annotation, biological process: protein ubiquitination. Lineage: Eukaryota; Metazoa; Arthropoda; Insecta; Coleoptera; Tenebrionidae. The transcript has 10 exons.